Molecule: messenger RNA, 4905 nt
Organism: Parasteatoda tepidariorum (common house spider)
Lineage: Eukaryota; Metazoa; Arthropoda; Arachnida; Araneae; Theridiidae
Source: RefSeq, a predicted model, not a curated record
AUGGCAGAAAAAUCAAAUCAAUCUGAUGAUACAGAAACUACAAAUAUUUCUGAUGCUUUACAAAACAGUGGCUUUGAAAAAGAUUUUGUUCAAGAAUGCUCCAAAAAACGCUCAUGUAAUGAAUCUCAAGAUGAAAUUGUGCAAAUAGAUGCAGAUAAUUUUGAGAAUGUCGCCGGGGCAAGGAAGAUCGUUUCAUUUAAAGAAAAAACUUCAGUUUUAGAAAGUACGAAAAACAUCCCUUCAUCGAAAUCGCCUUUAAAACUAAAAACUGGUGAAUCUGCGACUGCUACUACUUCAGCAGAUCCGAAUUUUAAACUUUCAAAAACGGCAUAUAGAGGGAAAUCUGCAAUUUCAACAUUACCAGUAUCUCCCCAUUCUAAAGUGAUAAAAUCCCCAUUAAGAGAAAAACCUGCAACUUCCAUAUCCCCAGACUCACAUUUUAGAUUGAUAAAAACUGCAUCUAAAGAAGAAAAUGCAAUUCCUGCAACUUCAGAAUCGCCUUCUCAUCUGUCUUCACACUGGUUUCAUAAUACUUCACGAGGUGAAUCAUCCCAAUAUGAAAGCCAAAUUACACGUAGAAAACCAAACUUGCAAAAGAUGGGUCCGAUAAGUAAUAGAUACGUAACUCAGCAUUCGCUGCAACAGAGUCCAAAUCAAUUAUCCAUGACUCAUAGUUAUUCUGUCUUUGGUCAAUAUGAGAGAAAUUUUAACAAUUGGACACACAAUUGGCAAAACGCACGAUCAAGCAAUGUUAAAAGAGGGUCAAGAUAUGAUGGUCAUUCAAAUCUACCAACUCCACAUUUAUCUCAGCAUGCAUCGCAGACUGUUUUUGAUUGGUACAGGAGCAAUGAUAUCGGCAGGCCACAAAACAGACAAAACAUACGAUCGAAAAAUGAAAAAUUGCAGCCAACCAGUGCUUCAGACUCUUCAGUGUUGCAAACUUCAUACAGAUCCCAUAAUGAUGAACAAUCUGCAUCAGUCCGAUAUAAGAGUCGAAUAAGACGAAAUUCUCCAAGUACUUCACAAGAUCUAUCAGCUGUUAAUGAGAAUCAAGAUGCCACUAUUGAAACAAUCAGACAAAAUAUACUUUCAAAGAACAUUAGAUCUGCUGCAGACUCUUCGAUUCAUCAUAUGUCUCAUACUUCGCAAGUUGCAUCGAACACAUCGACCCAAUGCCAGAGUCAAAUUACCACUACAAAAUCCAGCAGGCCAAAUAUACAUUCUAAAUAUGUUGGACGGGAACCGGUAACAGACCCUUCAAUUUUACAGACAUCACACCAUCCUCAUGAUGCUUCGGAAGAUGUAUUAGUCCAUUGUAAGAAUCAGGCGAGAUGUCGAAAUGUACCUUCAAAAAACAUGAGUUCGGGUCCAAAAAAAGUUAGAAAUCCGUCGACUGUACAUACUUCUUACAAUAUUUAUCCAACUUCACAAGCUACAUCUGCUCAAUAUGGGUAUCCUGUUAAUGCUAGGGAACCAAGCAGGCCGAUUUUAAGUACAAAAAAUGCUGAAAGGAAACCGAGAUUUGUUACAAAUUCUUCGAUCUUACAAAAUUCUCAGAAGUUUCAUAAUAUUUCACAAAAUGCAUCAUCUCAAUAUAAGAGCCAGUUUAGCACUAAAGAGCCAAAAAGGCAAACUGUACGUUCCAAACUGUACGUUAAUUCGGAAUCAAGAUCUUCUACAGACCCUUCGAUUCAACAUUCUCAACAGUUUCAUAAUACCUCACAAGUUGCAUUAGCUCAAUAUGGGAGCCAGUUUAGUACGAAAGAGCCGAAAAAGCAAACUGUACGUUCAAAGAAUAUUAAUUCGGAUCUAAGAUCUGAUACGAACUCUUUGAUUCAGCAGAAUUCUCAACAGUUUCAUAAUACCUCACAAGUUGCGUCAGCUCAAUAUACGAGCCAGUUUAGCGGCAAAGAUUCCAAACGGCAAAUUGUACGUUCAAAGGAUUCUGGACCAAGAUCUGCUACAGACCCUUCGAUUCAACAGACUUCUCAGCCGUUUCAUAACACUUCACAAGUUGCGUCAGCUCAAUAUAAGAACCAGUUUAGCACUAAAGAGCCAAAAAGGCAAACUGUACGUUCCAAACUGUACGUUAAUUCGGAAUUAAGUUCUUUUACAGAUCCUUCGAUUCAACAUUCUCAACAGUUUCAUAAUACCUCACAAGUUGCAUCAGCUCAAUAUGUGAGCCAGUUUAGUACGAAAGAGCCGAAAAAGCAAACUGUACGUUCAAAGAAUAUUAAUUUGGAACUAAGAUCUGAUACGAACUCUUUGAUUCAACAGAAUUCUCAACAGUUUCAUAAUACCUCACAAAUUGCGUCAGCUCAAUAUACGAGCCAGUUUAGUGACAAAGAUUCCAAACGGCAAAUUGUACGUUCAAAGGAUUCUGGACCAAGAUCUGCUACAGACCCUUCGAUUCAACAGACUUCUCAGCCGUUUCGUAACACUUCACAAGUUGCGUCAGCUCAAUAUAAGAGCCAGUGUAGUGACAAAGAGCUAAAAAAGCAGACUGUACGUUCAAAGAAUAUUAAUUCGAAACCAAGAUCUGUUACAGACUCACCCAUUCAACAGACUUUAUACCAGUAUAAUAAUACUACCCAAGCUGUUACCGCUCAAUUUGAGAAUAAUGUAAGCACUGAGAAAUCAAAAUUGCAACGAAUACUCUUAAAUAAUAUGAAAGCGGAAUCCUUAGACGUGCCAAAAUUUUCAAUUGAAAACUUUCCUCCCAUAUCAUCACCUGUACCUAAGGCUCUUUGUAAAAGAAUUGUAACUGUUAUAAAAUCAAAAAAAGUAUCGAAAAAUAAUCUGGAGGAAACCAAUUUAGUUGCUGGUUCUUCAAAUAUUCAGAAUACUCAACACUCCAUUAAAACGGUAGAGGUUAAAGAUUUGGAGAAAUCUCAAAACAUCGAGAUUUGUUCUCACAUUUCGAGAAUUUUACCUGAAAACGUCACUCAGCAGACAUCAAAAUCUGAAGAAACUGCAUCAGUAGAAAACGUGACUUUAACUGAAUCCUCUCAGAUCUUUCCCUUUAUAAAAGAGCCAGUAUCUAAAGCUGUAUAUAUACGUAGUAUCACUUUAAUAGAGGAGAAUAGAAUGAUGGAUUACAAUCUUGAGGAACAAGUAUUAGUCACUGAAACUAGGAACAGCGAAAAUAUUUCCUAUUCGCCUAAAGAAGAGAAAAAUUCCUCGUCAGGAAACUAUGGUUUGCCGACUUCUAAACAACCCGUAACUAUUUCAAACGACAAAGAAUGUUUCAAUUCUACAAAAGUAAAUACAGUACCAAAUACUAAUUUAGAGCAGAAUAUUUUGUAUCCCGAUCUUUCAACUAGAUUGACUACCUACCAUUCAACCAACUAUGAAAAAAAUGAAUCAACAGAAAAUGAUGUUCUUGUGUCGUUCCAGAAAUGUCAGAAUUUACCGUACUUCGAGAAUCCUAAAUCAACAUUUAAUGAAGAAAAUGAAGUUAGAGAUGUAAAUACAGCAUUACCCUCUAAUGCUGAACAGCAUAUAUUAAUCUCCGAUUUUUCAACUAACUAUAUAAAAAAUGAAUCUACAGACCCAAAUGUCUUAGUAUCAUUUGAGAAAUGUAAAGAUUUAUCUUUCAGAACACAUCCUGUAUCUGCACCUAGUGUAAAAGAAAAUGUCCUUUCUAGAAAAGAAAAUGUCAAUUCUGGAGAAGAAAAUGUCACUUCUAGAGAAGAAAAUUUCAGUUUUAGAGAUGAAAAUAAAAUUUCAGAAAGUUAUAUGGAGAAACAAAUUUCAGAUAAUUCAAGUAGCCAUGAUUUUCCGAUAGCUGGAGAGUAUGGAUCUCACAAACUUCAGAGUUUCAGCUACAAUUGUAAAAUAGGAGAAUCUUCAUACUCUAUGCAGAAUAAUGCACCUAGAGAAUUCAGUAGACAAUUAAACAGAAAUCUAGAGGAAAAUAGAUUGGUUGAUAGUUCUUUCAAUAUUCACGGUUUAUAUGAUACAGGAACAGCUGAAAAGACGCACAAUUAUGACUAUUUGACUCCCCAGGAGUUUCAGUUUUAUCAAAACAUCCCUCCUCCUUUGCAUUGCACAAAUAAUAUUACAUUUAAUGAAGCAAAUAGACUAUCAGACCCACUUCUGGAGGAACAUAGUUUAGCGAUUAGACCCUUAGAUAUAGAGAAUAUCUCUCAUAUUCCCAAUACAUCGAAAAUUGAACAUACUGACCCCCAUAACAUUCAAUACUACCCUUACAUUUCUUAUAUUGUACCCACACAAGACCACCAAACAACUAGAGAAGCAAACAGCGUAUUAAGCAGUACUUUAGAAGAUCCAAGUAGUAUUCAAGAUACCCAUUUUUUCCCAAACAGUGUAAAUAUGGUACCUAUAGUAAACGAUGGUUUUAUGGAACUCCAGAAUUUCCCUUGUGUAUCACGCCCUAUAUCUGGACUGAAUUAUGUAUUUAAUGACAAUUUUAGUGAGACAGACAAAUUAUUAGUUAGAAAUCAAGAUUCGCCUAAUACUUGUGAAUUUGGAAAUGCAGAAAACUAUUCUUCAAUGUUACAAAAUAUUCUUUAUUUACCUAGCAUUGCAGAGCCUAUCUACUUACCAUAUGUUAAUAGUGCAACAGGCAGUGAUCGUAGUUUAAUAACUAGUUCAUCAAGUGUUCAAGAAAACAUUUCAAUUCAUCAGAACUAUCAGCAACAGUACGUACCUGCUAUUGCUCAAUCAUUGCCAUAUGCUAAUGGUGGUACAGACAGGGAAGUGCUUUCUGAAAGAUUGGAGUCUGGAUAUCAUGAUAACAAUUCGACUUACCAGAACAGUUUACUUUCUUCAACAGAACCUGCAAUUGUGUCUUAUGUUAAUAGUGCACCAGACGUUGAAGAUUAUAUUCGAAGAUUAGUUUUCGGUUCUUCUGUUGUUCAGGAUAACAUUUCGACUCCUUAA